Messenger RNA from Lolium perenne, 2122 nucleotides. Its product is annotated as inorganic phosphate transporter 1-11. The record is from RefSeq and is a predicted model, not a curated record. Lineage: Eukaryota; Viridiplantae; Streptophyta; Magnoliopsida; Poales; Poaceae. Gene Ontology annotation, cellular component: membrane. Gene Ontology annotation, biological process: phosphate ion transport; transmembrane transport. Gene Ontology annotation, molecular function: phosphate transmembrane transporter activity.
ACUAACACGAGACAGACGGAGGCCACGAGUGACGACAGUUUUCCCUCGUUGCAGCCGUCCUCUGGUUCAUCGACCUCGAGCCCAACUCCCCGAAAUGCACAAACUAUAAGAACCGGCUCGAGCACGCCUCCAAGCACCAAGCACGGCGAGGUUGAGUUUCACAGUUACCGUCGGCGCAGGCGAGAGACGUCCUCCGGGGAUCAAGAUGGCUGAAAAUGCGGGCGGGGGACAGAACCUGGCGGUGCUGGACGCGCUGGACUCGGCGCGCACCCAGAUGUACCACAUGAAGGCCAUCGUGAUCGCCGGCAUGGGCUUCUUCACCGACGCCUACGACCUCUUCUGCAUCACCACCGUCUCCAAGCUGCUGGGCCGCAUCUACUACCCGGAUGUCAACGCCGGCAGUGGCAAGCCCGGCACGCUGCCCCUCAACAUCAACAACGCGGUCGUCGGCGUCGCGCUCGUCGGCACCCUCAUGGGCCAGCUCGUCUUCGGCUACUUCGGGGAUAAGCUCGGCCGCAAGCGCGUCUACGGCAUCACGCUGGUCCUCAUGGCCGCCUGCGCCAUCGGCUCGGGCCUCUCCUUCGGGUCCACGCAUAGAUCCGUCAUCGGCACGCUCUGCUUCUUCCGCUUCCUGCUCGGCUUCGGAAUCGGCGGGGACUACCCGCUGUCGGCAACCAUCAUGUCCGAGUACGCCAACAAGAAGACCCGCGGCGCGUUCAUUGCCGCCGUGUUCGCGAUGCAGGGUGUGGGCAUCAUCUUCGCGGGGCUCGUCUCCAUGAUCGUCUCAGGCAUUCUCCUCCACUACCACCCUGCGCCGUCGUACAAGGAGAACCCUGGGCUGUCGGCCCAGCUGCCGGCGGCGGACUACAUGUGGCGCAUCGUGCUCAUGCUCGGGGCGUUACCGGCGCUGGCGACCUUCUACUGGAGGAUGAAGAUGCCGGAAACAGCGAGGUACACGGCGAUCAUCGAGGGAAACGCGAAGCAGGCCUCCAAUGACAUGCAGAAGGUGCUGGAGAUCACGAUCGACGACGAGCAGGAAAAGCUCGCCAAGUUCAGGGCGGCCAACGAGUACUCGUUGCUGUCCAAGGAGUUCGCGAAACGCCACGGACUGCAUCUCCUCGGCACCACCACCACGUGGUUCCUCCUCGACGUAGCCUUCUACAGCCAGAACCUGACGCAGAAAGACAUUUUCCCAGCCAUCAACCUCACCGGCCCCCCAGAGUCCAUGAACGCCCUGAGAGAGGUGUUCGUCCUAUCACGGGCCAUGUUCCUCAUCGCCCUCUUCGGCACUUUCCCUGGCUACUGGGUUACCGUAACCCUCAUCGACAAGAUGGGAAGGUACCUGAUCCAGCUCCUUGGCUUCUUCAUGAUGUCCCUGUUCAUGCUGGUGAUGGGCAUCAAGUACGAAUACCUCAAGGAGAGCAACCACAUCCUCUUCGCCGUCCUGUACGCGCUCACUUUCUUCUUUGCGAACUUCGGGCCCAACAGCACCACCUUCGUGCUGCCGGCCGAGCUGUUCCCCACGCGCGUGCGCUCCACAUGCCACGCCAUCAGCGCCGCGUCGGGCAAGGCCGGCGCCAUCGUCGCCGCCUUCGGGGUCCAGAGGCUCACUCUCAAGGGCGACGCCAAGCACAUGGCAGAGGCGCUCAUCAUCCUCUCCGUCACCAACAUGCUCGGCUUCUUCUUCACCUUCCUCGUCCCGGAGACCAUGGGCCGGUCGCUCGAAGAGAUCUCCGGCGAGGACGGCAACAACGGCGUCGGCCCCAGCACCAACACCACCACCGCCGGCAUAGGCCUCGCGGACGUCAGCAAGGAUGACAGGUACCCUCAUUCAAGCACCGAAUGGCAGCCACCAUCGAUGCAGGCAUGAGAUUUCGCGCUAUCUUUAAUUUGUACUCCAUCAGAGAAGUGGAAAUGGGGACAAGAAUAACGGCGACCAGCUACUGAGGUUGCCAUUUAGGUAGCUUGGGAGUUUGGUAUAUGUACGUACGCGAAUCUAGCACUAUUGUGUUUGUUAAGUUUAUUGUGGAUUUUCAGUGUAAAUGCGUGAAGAGUGAGCGAGAGACAUGCAAAUGCUGCCAUUUCCCUUCCCGAUCAUCACUAUGUAAUGCUGCUUAUAAUC